Molecule: messenger RNA, 2567 nt
Organism: Brienomyrus brachyistius
Lineage: Eukaryota; Metazoa; Chordata; Actinopteri; Osteoglossiformes; Mormyridae
Product: interferon-induced protein 44-like
Exons: 17
Coding region: 160-2559 (799 amino acids)
Molecular function (GO): GTP binding
Source: RefSeq, a predicted model, not a curated record
UUCUCAUCCACGGACCCGGUGGAGACGGCGAACUCCAACAAUCUGGGGGCUCGGGAUCCAGAUAGAGGUCGGCAUUCGGCAAAUACCAGACGAGACCUGAAUGGGCACGGAAGGCUGCAGGCGCCACUAACAAAAGGUCUGGAAGUUGGUGUUUGGAAAAUGGGAGUCGGCAGCAGUACUGAACUUGUGGUGGAACAGGAGAGGAGACCAGAGCUCCUUAACGAACCAUGGAGGAAUGUUGAGUGUAACUCUAGCACAAGAAAGGACCUUGUGAAAUACAUACAGGAUUACAAGCCCCUUAUUGAUUCAGUGCCUCAGGCUCGGAUUCUUCUCAUUGGUCAGAUUACAGCUGGAAAAUCAAGCUUCUUCAACUCCAUCAACUCUAUCUUCCGUGGCAACAUAACAAGCCAAGCUGACGUAGGAUUUGUAGGAACAAGCCUGACCUUGAAGUAUCGCACUUACGAGGUGAAGGCAGGUCGAGAAGGACAGCCUCUGGGAUUCCUCCUGUGUGACACCAUGGGAUUGGAGGCAACUGCGAAUGGAGGGGUGAAAACUGAAGAUAUUGAGAGGAUCCUGAAUGGCUACAUACCGGACGAUUACCAGUUCAACCCUGCAUCACCAUGGCAACCUGGUGCUGGUCAGACAGAGUUACAAAUUAAGGACAGGAUCCACUGUGUGGUGUAUAUGAUAGACAGCUCAACAUUAGGAAUUAUGGCUACAGAAAUGAAGAAGAAAGUUGAUGAAAUCCGAAAGAAAACUAGUUUUCAAGAUGUGCCUCUAUUGGUGCUACUGACCCAUGUGGACAGAGCGUGCCCGCAUGUGGAAAAGGACUUGAAGAAGGUGUAUCACAGCUGCUACAUAAAGGAUAUGAUCUACAGAGCUAGCGGGUGUCUGGGCAUCCGACCAUCAAAUGUGAUUCCAGUGAAGAAUUACCAUGAUGAGAGUGAGCUGAAUAAUACCUGUGACAUCCUGCUCCUCAAGGCCAUGAAGCAGAUGCUGGACUUUGCUGACAAUUACUUUGACAACUGUCAGAAAGUUGGUGUUGGGAAAAUGGGAAGUGGGAGCAGUACCCCAGUGACAGAGGAGAACAAACCAGAGCUCCUUGGUAAAGCUUGGAGGGAUGUUGUGUGGGACCACAGUACACGAACUGAUCUCAAGCAAUACCUGCAAGAUUACAAGCCCAACAUUGAUUCAGUGCCUCAGGCUCGGAUUCUUCUAAUUGGUCAGAUUACAGCUGGAAAAUCAAGCUUCUUCAACUCCAUCAACUCUAUCUUCCGUGGCAACAUUACAAGCCAAGCUGCAGUAGGAGAAAUGAAAACCAGCCUGACCUUGAAGUAUCACACUUACCAGGUGAAAGCGGGCCGAGGCGGACAGCCUCUGGGAUUCCUACUGUGUGACACCAUGGGACUGGAAGCAAGGGAGGAUGGAGGGGUGAGAACUGAAGAUAUUGAGAGCAUCCUGAAGGGCCACGUUCCAGACAAGUACCAGUUCAACCCUGUGCAGUCAAUGAAAGCUGAUAACUCUCAGGCAUGGAGCACAUUGGCUCUUAAGGACAGGAUCCACUGUGUGGUGUAUGUGAUGGACGCCUCCACAACUGGAAUUGUGGACCAAGGAAUGAAGAAUAAAAUUGAUGAAAUCAGAAAGAGAACUAACUCGGCAGAGGUCCCUCUAUUGGUGCUACUGACCCAUGUGGACAAAGCGUGCUCACAUGUGGAAGAGGACUUGAAGAAGGUGUAUCACAGCUGCUACAUAAAGGAUCUGAUCUACAGAGCUAGCGGGUGUCUGGGCAUCCGACCAUCAAAUGUGAUUCCAGUGAAGAAUUACUUUGAUGAGAAUGAGCUGAAUGACACCUGUGACAUCCUGCUCCUCAAGGCCAUGAAGCAGAUGCUGGACUUUGCUGACAAUUACUUUGACAACUGUCAGAAAGCUGGUGUUGGGAAAAUGGGAAGUGGGAGCAGUACCCCAGUGACAGAGGAGAACAAACCAGAGCUCCUUGGUAAAGCCUGGAGGGAUGUUGUGUGGGACCACAGCACACGAAGUGAUCUCAAGCAAUACCUGCAAGAUUACAAGCCCACUAUUGAUUCAGUGCCUCAGGCUCGGAUUCUUCUAAUUGGUCAGAUUACAGCUGGAAAAUCAAGCUUCUUCAACUCCAUCAACUCUAUCUUCCGUGGCAACAUUACAAGCCAAGCUGCAGUAGGAGAAAUGAAAACCAGCCUGACCUUGAAGUAUCACACUUACCAGGUGAAAGCGGGCCGAGGCGGACAGCCUCUGGGAUUCCUACUGUGUGACACCAUGGGAUUGGAAGCAAGGGAGGAUGGAGGGGUGAAAAUUGAAGAUAUUGAGAGCAUCCUGAAGGGCCACGUUCCAGACAAGUACCAGUUCAACCCUGUGCAGCCAAUGAAAGCUGAUAACUCUCAGGCAUGGAGCACAUUGGCUCUUAAGGACAGGAUCCACUGUGUGGUGUAUGUGAUGGACGCCUCCACAACUGGAAUUGUGGACCAAGGAAUGAAGAAUAAAAUUGAUGAAAUCAGAAAGAGAACUAACUCGGCAGGUCAGUGAGUGUGGAG